AUGUAUGACGGCACCAGCGACCCAGAUGACCACAUCGCUCAGUAUAAACAAAGGAUGCUAGCUGUAGCACUCCCAAGGGAGUUCCGCGAGGCCACCAUGUGCAAAGGAUUCGGCUUAACUCUGAUUGGACCAGCGUUGCAAUGGUACAUUAAUCUACCCAUCAGAUCUAUAUCUUUGUUCGCAACUCUCAGCGAUGGGUUUGUGGAGCAGUUCGCAAGUAGCUGGAACCUGGAGAAAACCUCGGAUAGCCUCUAUGAAAUCCUCCAGCAUCGGGCCGAACCGUUUCGCGAUUACAUAGCUCGCUUCAAUCAGGAAAAGGUAUUGAUUCCUAAAUGCAACGUCACCACAACAAUCUCAGCCUUCAAAAGAGGCCUGCUCCCAGACGGGAAUCUCUACAAGGAACUGACCAAGUAUCAGUGUAAAACUAUGGAAGACGUAUUAUCCCGAGCCUGGGCCCAGGUAAAAUGGGAGGAAGACGUCGCAAGCCGCACUAGGACUCAGCAGAAACAAGCAACCAAGCAAGACCGGAGUGAUCGAGACGAGAGGUCCUCCCAGAAACCCAUGAAAGACCAAGGCGGCAGGAACCGGGACAGGAACAUGAGUCGUCCAGUCGAGAGAGCGGAAGGGAUGUCGGUGUCUACCUGGCUAGAUAUCUCAAACUUGUCUGUAUCCCAACCAGAGAUAAUCAACGCCCUAAGGCAGAUUGGUCAACAGGUUAAAUGGCCCCCGAAGAUGAGGGCACCCGAUUCCUUCCGGAACCCCGACCUCUGGUGUGAGUUCCAUCGUGACCAUGGUCACAAGACAGAGGAUUGCGUCGCACUGAAGAUCGAAGUCAACAAACUACUCCAGAAGGGAUACCUUCGGGAGUUCCUCUCAGAAAAGGCGAAGAACCUCCUAAGCAAGGAGACACCCAGGAAAUCUGCUGAAACCAAGCCCGCGUCACCACCUCGACAGGACCGACUGAUCCAUGUCAUAUCCGGAGGUUCGGAGAUAAGCGGCAUAAGCCAUGCAGCCGCAAAGAAGAGCACUCGAAACGCCAAGCUUGGCCUGGAGACGUCCAAAUCAAAUCGGCUACUAUUGGGAUCAGACGAAAUAAGCUUCACUGCAAAGGAACAAGAGAAGGUCUUAGCUCCCCACCAUGACGCUCUAGUGGUAUCGCUUACCAUAGCAAACUGCUUGGUAAGGAGGAUCCGCGCUAAACUCGUAAGCUCCAGCAGGUUCGGCCCAGAGAGGGCGACGGCCCGCAGAUAUCAUCUCCACAUGUUGUCAGAUACCUCGGCACCCCGGAAACUCCGGCUAAAUAAGGAGUACCAAGAAGCAAGAUGA
Messenger RNA from Brassica oleracea var. oleracea, 1326 nucleotides. RefSeq lists its product as uncharacterized. The transcript has a single exon. Bases 1 to 1326 code for a protein of 441 amino acids. Lineage: Eukaryota; Viridiplantae; Streptophyta; Magnoliopsida; Brassicales; Brassicaceae. The record is from RefSeq and is a predicted model, not a curated record.